AUGCCUCGUUUCAAACCCACCUCGGCAGCCAGGACGAGAUUCUCGGCACCACUCGAUGCCGUGAACCUCCAGACACUCAAGUCCGGCUUUUCCGGCCAGGUUGAGCGUGAACGCAUGUCCCGACUUCGGAGUAAGAUCGAAGAAGUGCGCGCUGCUUGGUUGGAUAAUGGCGCAUAUGCGCAACUUGUGGAGGCCGUGCGGAGAUGGUGUAAGCCCGAGAGGCUCCCGGAAGAGGUGCGCGAACCACUUGAACGACUUCUCAGUGGUUACCGCGACUACGCCGACGUUUCGGUCAGUCGCCCUUCUGAUAUCGGUACCACUGACAGCAGCGAGCAGUACGAUGCUCUGGAAAUGUACUGCUCUGUUCCGGGAUACGACUACCUCUUCAAGCUGGUCAGUGACACCCUCCGUACGGAACACGCUGCUGAAGAGCAUCUCCUGGUUGCUACCACACUUAUCGAGUUCCUGACCAUUGACCUGUAUAACCUCCGACUGUCCCAACUUGGUGAUCCGCGCUAUGGAAACUUUGAGGGUCUCACGCAUCGCGGAAUGCCUGUCUACCAGGAAACCGUCCGCUUCUAUGAAGACAUUAUGCGGAACCCCGACUUGACGAUGCGCGGCUUUGCUAUCCCCUUAGCCUUGACGUCAACCAGUGCCGAUCCCAGGGUCAUGGAAGACUUCGCGACGAAGAAGUCACCGGGGGGCGAACAAUUGGUGCACAUGCACCUUCAGGUCCAUACGAGGGGCAUUGAUGAGGGCCUUCUCAGGGCCUAUCGGACGCAAUACCCGGACAGCGUGGUCACUUCGAUCUGUGCCAUGCCGGUGGCCAAUGUUUCGCCAGAGGGCGAAAGGGAGAUUUUGCUCAGGGGCGCCUUCUUCCAGUUGUUGUCUGUCACCACCAAGCCAAACAGAGGGGAUAGUGUGCCCAUUGUGCAAGUCAUUGUUGUCACUAUGAACUCCAAUCGCGAUCACUCGACCGAGUCUUCCAUAAACGUUGACGAGAAGAGAGUCCAGCGCGAGAUCUUCCGGCGACUGGUUGAUGCGUCCAAGUACCGGGCAUGUGCAGAACUGGCGGCAGAGUUCGCACCUGCAGACGUUCAGGGAUACAGGAUGUUGGCUGAUAAGAUGUUGAGCGAGAUUCUUGAGAUGAAGAAACUCGACUUUGAUGAACUCGACGGAGGGUCUGGUGGUACGCGAGGCCUCCAAAAGGAAGAUGUGGCGCUAUGGCUGGGAGGAAAAUUGGCUAGCAGCUAUCCAAGACAAUAUGCUCUGCGACGCAAGCAGUGGCACCAAGCGCUGGUGAACAAGGACUGGACUGGGGCUCUGAAGACGCUCAGCAAGGAAUACAGCUGGCGACAAUGUGACUGGUAUAAUACUGGGUCAUUGGAUGCCGAAGGUGAUGGUCUUUCAGCGCUGCAUAUAAUUGCUGGUAGCAGGCCGCCCGAGGACAAGUACUCUGAGGAGUACCGAGCAUGGGAAGAGCUCGUCGAAGAAGCUCAAUCAAAUUCUCGUGUGUGGAAAACCUUGAAGUCCUUUGGAGGGAAAGGGAAGACCGCACGAGACACGGCAUAUAACCAAGAGCUGGCGGAAGCAUUCAAGCCGGAAAUUUUGCAUCAUGUGGAGGAAAGAAGACUCCUUUACCUGGAAGAGCAGCUUCACAGAUUAAUGAAGGAUACUGCUGGUUGUCUUGUCGACCCUUCUCGAUUCAGGAUGCCACAACUGUCAUGUUUGACAGAAAUGGAGGACCCAAGGUUGUGGAUCCAAAUACCACAUCUGUACGGAGGUUUCGAGGUUGAGUUACUGCCAUCUGAGCAAGCUCUCCGAGUGACAACUAUCGAAACCAUUUCCGGUCAGACGUUGCCACGGUCCAUUAUACAGGUGUUGGAAUCCACCUCAAUGAGCUUCGGGGUUAUCGAGGUGGGAGACUUGCUGACAGAAGAUAUUGCGAAGUUGACUGUCCAGUUGACUGUCAUUCCGGUGUCGAAAGAGGCGGUUUAA
This is a messenger RNA of Neurospora tetrasperma FGSC 2508, 1998 nucleotides long. RefSeq lists its product as uncharacterized. The record is from RefSeq and is a predicted model, not a curated record. The transcript is spliced from 4 exons. NCBI's taxonomy places the organism in Eukaryota, Fungi, Ascomycota, Sordariomycetes, Sordariales, Sordariaceae. The coding region runs from base 1 to 1998 and encodes 665 amino acids.